This is a messenger RNA of Labeo rohita (rohu), 1562 nucleotides long. RefSeq lists its product as uncharacterized. The record is from RefSeq and is a predicted model, not a curated record. Lineage: Eukaryota; Metazoa; Chordata; Actinopteri; Cypriniformes; Cyprinidae. The transcript has 2 exons. Bases 1 to 939 code for a protein of 312 amino acids. Gene Ontology annotation, molecular function: protein dimerization activity.
AUGGCUCCAGAUCCCUGUGCUACACGGUGGAACUCCUGGUUCAGUGCGGUGCAAUACCACUCAGAGCACUUUAAACUCUACAAGGAGUUCAUAGAGAUGGAAAUAAAGGUGAGUGGCAGCAGUGCACCGCAGUCUGUGGAGAGACUCCAUGAGAUGCUACAGAAUGAAGACAUGGCUCAGUGUCUCCAGGUUCAGCUCAGCAUCAUGGCAGAUAAGUGUGAACGUAUUCUACAGCUACUUGACAUCUUUCAGAGCAGGAAACCUAUAACCACCAAGGUUUUUGACUACUUCGAGGAUCUACAGAUGAACUUUACUGCAAACAAGGAGUUACAGUAUGAAUCCUGUGCUGAGCACUUUGAAGGGCUUGAUGUCCAUCAUGCCACCAAAACACACAUCCUCAACUUAGUGCAUCUAGCGUACAGCAAUGCAGAGGAAAAACUCACGAAGUACAUGUCAGAGGGACAACCUGCCAUCAACUUCCUUCGAGAAGUCAGAGUGUUUGACCCUCGUUACAUUUCAUUCAUGGAGGACAGUGUUUCUGGCUACACACACAUCCCAGGCUUCAGUGCUGUCCCCAAUGAUGAGUUUGAUGCCUACUUCCAACGCCUGGGUCCAGCAGCACUCAAAGCGUCAGCAUGUGGAGUGGUAGAUCUAGAUGUGUUUUGGGAUGGGCUUCUCGAGAGACUUCCUGUCCUCAGUGCCUUAGCCAAACGAUACAAGGAUGUCAUCGUGAACUCAGCAGAUGCUGAAAGAAGCAACAGCCUUUACAAGCUUGUGCUAUCAAGCAGAAGAAGAUCAAUCACUAACAGCAACCUCAAAGCCUUGGUCUUCUUGUACCACAAUCAGCGACUCACUAGUGGAGUGUUUGAGAGGGAUGAGCUCAAGAUCGAUUUUGGGCCCGACUCUGAGGAUGAAGUGGAGGACAGCUUGGAUACUUAGGAAGUUAGCGUUGAAGAAUGAACUUGUCUUACCAUUCUAAUGAAUGAUUUGAUUGUUGACGUGUUUUAGUCUGCAUUUCAUAUGCUAUGUUGGAAGAACAUCCAGUUGGUUCAUAUUUGUUCACACUGGACAAUGUCAAGUUGAAUUUAAAAGAAAUGGGCUUUUUUUAUUUAAUGAAACAAUUUAUUUUAUUACAAGAUUAUUCUUUUUGAAACUUCUGUUAUGCGCAUUAAUUGUCAGGGCUGAAAAUAGCCUUUGCACUUUAUUCUAAUGCAACUGAUUCACUGCAUUUCAUAUUUUAUGUUGGAGGAACAUCCAGUUGGUUCAUACUUGUUUACACUGGGCAAUGUCAAGUUGAACUGAAAAGAAAUGGGCUUAUAUUUUUUGCCCAUGAGUUGUCAGGGUUGAAAAAUAGCCUUUGCACUUUAUUCUGAUGAGCAAAUAAAACAUGUUUUGCCAGAAUUUUUGAAUUCCUGUGCUUUGGGGGAGUAAGCUUGCAAAGAACACUUAAAAAAUUCAUAACAUGUUUGUGAAAUCAUAAGGUAAUGCAAUGCUGUUGAGAAAAAUCUGUCUAAAAAAUCGCAACUUUUCCCGCAACUUUUUGAAAAAGCUGCCGCAAAAUC